UCAAGCGGCGAUUACGCUGGCCUAAAAAUCAUGCAAAAAGGGCAUGGUCCUGAUCACUGCAAGCAAGAAAAAAAAGGUGUCCUUCAUCUCUCCCGAUCCGUUUUCAUACACCUACGAUGCUGCGCCUACUAGCCCGAUCCGUAGCGCCCCGGCCGCCGGCGCACUGGUUCAGCACCACAGCCGCGGUCCUGGACGCCCCACGCACAGCGCAAAGCACUCUGGCCGAGCAACGCAAGCGACGCGAGAAAUUCGCAUACCUCAAGCAGGGCACGCAGAGACGGCGACUCGACGGCAAGACACACAGCGGGCGCUCCAGCGGCGGCCAGACGCAGCAAUUCAUGGCACGCAUGCGGCGGGCGCGCGACCAAAAGAACAAACACGACCAGGCACGUGAGUUUGCCGCAAAGCACUCGGAGACCGCCGAGCAGCGCGCCAUGGCCGACGCCCGCAUCCUGCGGCAGCGCGCCAAGCAGCUCAAGAGCCGCGGGGCUCCCGGCCUGGGGUUCACGCCGGCACGGUUCAAGCUGAUGCAUAUCGAGAACGAGUCAGGCUCCGGCCUCAAUGCCAUCUCAGGCGGCAAGCGCACAUUGACCAUCAAGGAGCUCGAGGAGUCGGUCAGGAACGCUACCUUUGCCACGCUCGGGCUGCGCAGCGAUGUGACAGAAGCCGCCCUCAGUAUGCUGCAGCAGCAGACGGCCAAGGAGAUCCGCCCCACGGAUAUCCAGGCACUGGGCAUUCCAGAGAUCCUCGGCCGCACGCACAUCAAGGGCAAGCACAGCCAUGCGCCCAGCGUGUUUUUGGCUGCCGAGACCGGCUCAGGCAAAACCCUGGCGUAUGCAUUGCCGCUGAUCUCGCAGCUCAAGCAGGCCGAGGAGGCGGCUCAGAGGCGGCUCGCCCGCCCGCGCGCUUUGGUCGUGGUGCCAUCGCGCGAGCUGGUGGUGCAGGUUGUUGGUACAUUCAAGCGGCUCGCGCACACGGCCAAGGUGCGCGCGCUGGGCAUCCAUCUGGGAAUAACGCGGCGCCGCAUCCGCGACCUGGCCGCCCAAGGCCCCAUUGAUGUGCUGGUUACCACACCCGGCGCUGCCCUGCGCUACAUGCAGCGCGACCCCCUGCUGUCGCCGGCUGACGUGCGGCACCUGGUGGUGGACGAGGCUGACUCGCUGAUGGACCCGCGCAGCUUCGGCGAGCAGAUGACGCGUGUGCUGCAGCUGGUGCAUAGUGCCAAUCAGACCCAGAAAACGCAGGAGCAGGCAGUGUUUGUCAGUGCCACGCUGCCCAAGCUUAUUCGCGAGCAGAUCAUCCGCCGGUACCCGGAAGUCGUCCACGUGACCACGCCCUCCCUGCACCGCGCCCCGCAGAAGCUCUCGCAGUCCUUCAUCGACGUCUCGCGCGAGUUCCAGGGCCAUCGCCUCAAUGCCCUGUGGUAUGUGCUGCGCACCGCUGCCGCCGACAAGCACCUGAUUGUCUUUUGCAACAACAAGAAGCACGCCAACCUGGUCCACCGCCAGAUGUACGCCCGCGGAAUCCCCGCUCUGCUGCUGGUCGGCUCACGGCCCGACAAGAGCCCCGAGAAGGACAAGGCAAGGGCUCCGAAGACCGAUGCCGAUGCCGAUGACGUCAGGGCCCCCAGGAAACCUGCCAGUGAUGCCGACGCAUGGGACCGUGCGACCUGGUACACCGAGCAGCCGGCAAAGGAGCCCAAGGAGGAGCCCACAAAGGAGCCCAAGGCUGAGGACGAGGAGGCCGAACCGAUCAGCGGCGCUGACCUCAACGACCUGCAUGCGCCGGUGCCGCACUACGACCGCACCGAGGUACUGAAUGCUUUCUACAGCAGCGAUCCGGUUCCCGCCCACCUGCUGCCGCGAGUUGCCAAGGGCGAAGUGGUUGCCGACGACCGCAAGAUCCUAGUCUGCACGGACCUGGCGUCACGCGGACUGGAUACGACCUGUGUAACCCACGUGGUGCUGUUUGACUUCCCGACCACCGCCAUCGACUACCUGCACCGCUCUGGCCGCACUGCCCGUGCCGGCUCCAAGGGCAAAGUCACUGCGCUGGUGGGCAAGAAGGAUCGCCGCCUGGCCGACCAAAUCCGCCUAGCCAUUCGCCAGGGUGGCGUAAUCAACUGACAGGUGAUAGCGCCCGUUCUCUUGCGCUAUGAACCUCUCUUCCUUCUUAUCUCCUUUUUGCAGCUAUCAUUUUUCUUACAGUUAGCAAUGUCCGGAA
Messenger RNA from Linderina pennispora, 2223 nucleotides. Its product is annotated as P-loop containing nucleoside triphosphate hydrolase protein. NCBI's taxonomy places the organism in Eukaryota, Fungi, Kickxellomycota, Kickxellomycetes, Kickxellales, Kickxellaceae. The record is from RefSeq and is a predicted model, not a curated record. Bases 117 to 2126 code for a protein of 669 amino acids. Gene Ontology annotation, molecular function: nucleic acid binding; ATP binding. The transcript has a single exon.